Messenger RNA from Lindgomyces ingoldianus, 453 nucleotides. RefSeq lists its product as uncharacterized. The transcript has 3 exons. The record is from RefSeq and is a predicted model, not a curated record. NCBI's taxonomy places the organism in Eukaryota, Fungi, Ascomycota, Dothideomycetes, Pleosporales, Lindgomycetaceae. The coding region runs from base 1 to 453 and encodes 150 amino acids.
AUGAGGGAGGUUGUAAGGAAAGAGAAAGCAGGGACGCGAAGAAGUGCUGAAGGCGUAGUGCAGACUAAGCCAAGCCGGAAAUUCUUCGGAGCUGGAGUCAUCACCAUCGGCAAAAUAAUUCACCGGUCCCCGAUGAACCUUCCAAGUAGCGUCUUCGUCAAUCGUUUGCCGAACUCGACAAGAGCAUCGUACAACUGGACAAAGGCUGUUAUUAACUUCAAUCUAAUAUUAGCUAAGUUGCCUCACGAAAAACUGCGCGGCCAACCAAGCAUGUAUGCGCCAUCUCUCUUAAAAUGUACACGCAUCCGUGGCUCGAUGAGACAACAGCGGAUUUCGGCGCUUGAGGGCGACGUGAUGAUAUGUCUCCAUGUUUCAAAUAAUGGCUGUGUCAAAGCUGGUUUCGACGUUAGGAAUCCGUUGGCUGACUACACAAGUGCUGGAGCCGUGUCUUAG